AUGGAGGCCGAACCGGUCCCAGACUUCUCAAAGCUGCAAGAGCUCCUGGCGCCGCCGUGUCUGGACCCUAAGCCGCCCCGGGCGCCCCCUGCUCAGCAGGCACCAAGGACCCCAGGAUGCCCCAGACCCAAUGGCAGGUCCUUCUGGCCUGCACACCAGGACUCAGCCACUGCCCUGCGUUUCCUCCAAGGAAGAGCAGAGGGGCUGGUUCAGCCCCCUGGCCGGGACACCCAAACCCUGGGGCCCUGCUGGGAGCUGAAGGCCUUGGAGACUCUGGGACCGUCGCCUCUGGCAAGGGAUGCCAAGAACAUGCUGACCCCAAUCGGCCAGCCAUGCUGCAGCUCGGGGCCCCCGGAGGCUCCCCCAGCCCCUUCAGCCCUACCCCAAAGGCGGCCCCGGAAGCAGUCAAAGCCCCACCCGGGCGCUGAGAAAGUGGACCCCCGGUUCGUGGGGGUGACCCUGAAGUUUCAGAUAAAGCCGGAUUCCAGCCUACAGAUCAUACCCAGCUACAGCCUGGCCUGCAGUAGCCGCUCUCAGGGUCCCUCUACAGGCCCUGCCAGGGGUCCUGAGGCCAACGCAGGAGGCGGUGAGGCCCUCGGGCCCCGGUGCUGUGCUUCCUGUAGGACCCAAAGGACCCCACUCUGGAGAGAUGCUGAAGAUGGGACCCCGCUCUGCAAUGCCUGUGGUAUCAGGUACAAGAAAUAUGGCACCCGCUGCUCCAGCUGCUGGCUAGUGCCCAGGAAAAGUGUCCAGCCCAAGAAGUUAUGUGGCAGAUGUGGGGUGUCCCUGGGCCCCCACCAAGGCCCAACUCAGGAAGGGGAUCUCAGGUGGAAGACCCACGCCUCGGGCUCCAGAGUCCCUGUCUCAGGGGGCCACUGUCCCCCUCCCUGGCCCCUGGUCCGAUCAGGUUUGGCUGAGCCUCCCGUCAGAAAAUGUUCUCAGCAGUGA
Molecule: messenger RNA, 948 nt
Organism: Zalophus californianus (California sea lion)
Lineage: Eukaryota; Metazoa; Chordata; Mammalia; Carnivora; Otariidae
Gene: ZGLP1
Product: zinc finger GATA like protein 1
Exons: 6
Coding region: 1-948 (315 amino acids)
Biological process (GO): spermatogenesis; oocyte development; regulation of transcription by RNA polymerase II
Cellular component (GO): nucleus
Molecular function (GO): sequence-specific DNA binding; zinc ion binding
Source: RefSeq, a predicted model, not a curated record